AUGGCCACAGGCAUGGUCAGCUGGAGGAAUGUGUCGCUAGUGGCACUUCUGUCAGUGAUCGCCUAUAAUUUUCACACGCCCUUCUCCGUUGCCAAUCUGGAGCCAUCGCUGGUCGGCAAGGUCGCCAUCGUGACCGGAGGAAGUCGGGGCAUUGGCAAAGGCAUCGCAAUUGGUUUGGGCGAAAGUGGCGCCACAGUAUAUAUUACAGGUCGCACCUUGACCUCGAACUCAACCAACACUGGCGGGCCUGCUGGGGCUCCGCAAGCUGGGACGCUUGAAGAGACAUGUGCAGAAGUGGUGAAGGCUGGCGGCCAAUGUAUUCCGGCUGCUGUUGAUAGUGGAAACGAUGAUCAGCUGAGACAGUUCAUUGAUCAGGUCAUUCAGGACCAUGGCAAGAUCGAUGUCCUCGUCAACAAUGCAUUCAGCGCAGUUUCAUGGCUCCCAAAGCACGCUGGCAAGCCCUUCUGGGAGAAAGGUGCUGAUGCUUGGGAUGCCGUGAAUCAUGUUGGGCUGCGCUCACAUUAUCUAGCCAGUGUGCAUGCAGCGCAGCACAUGACCAAAGCCAAAUCUGGGCUCAUCAUCAAUGUGGGAUCGCUCGGUGGCAUUAACUACAUUUUCGACGUUGCCUACGGAAUUGGAAAGGCGGCAAUGGACCGCAUGGCAAAUGACAUGGCCAUCGAGUUGGCAACCGACAAUGUCACCAUGAUUUCGCUGUGGCCUGGGAUAGUCGCGACGGAGAACGUUCAGGAUGGAGCUCUCGCACCCGAAGACUUGAAGGAGCGACGUGGACUGGCACCAGGGCCAAAGGUGGAUUCGGCUUCACUGGUGCAAACCCCUUUGGCAGAGACGCCACUCUUCGUGGGCCGGGCAGUGGCAGCAUUCGCACGUGACCGCACGAAGUUCGGUUUCAGUGGGAAGGUUCUUCUGCCGGCCUUGAUGGCAGCUGGCUAUGGUUUUGUGGAUGAGCGUGGCUUGAGAACCCCACCUCCCAACUCGCUCAAGUUUGCUGCUUCAGUCGCAUUGCAAUCAACACUCAAAGACCAGGGCUUGCUCGCCGCGCCCGUGGAGCUGUUUAAGCCGAGCCAGCCCAGCGCCAACAUGGAACUUUACUGGAACAGGCUCCCAAACCUAAUCAUCCCUGGCUUCGUCUUGAAGCUCAUGGCUGGGGCUCCGAAUUUGUAG
Symbiodinium natans is the source of this 1182-nucleotide messenger RNA. NCBI's taxonomy places the organism in Eukaryota, Dinophyceae, Suessiales, Symbiodiniaceae. The record is from the annotation of a GenBank genome assembly.